AUGAAUAUUUCCAAACUCCGCCGAAUACUUACGUGUGGUCGUAAGAAAGGCUCAAAUUCCGCAACAGAACGCAAGCCACAAACAAAUGGCGAGAAUGAUAAAGGAGAUGAGGAACCGUAUGGGGGUUUGAGCGAGGUCGCUGCUCCGAUUCCGGUUGAACGCACAACUGAAGAGGAACAUGCGCAACACGAAUCGCUCGAUAGCAACAUGUGUGGGUCACAUUCGCAGCCUCAUCUCUCCAACAAUUAA
Penicillium robsamsonii is the source of this 249-nucleotide messenger RNA. RefSeq lists its product as uncharacterized. The record is from RefSeq and is a predicted model, not a curated record. The coding region runs from base 1 to 249 and encodes 82 amino acids. The transcript has a single exon. NCBI's taxonomy places the organism in Eukaryota, Fungi, Ascomycota, Eurotiomycetes, Eurotiales, Aspergillaceae.